Pungitius pungitius (ninespine stickleback) is the source of this 1342-nucleotide messenger RNA. RefSeq lists its product as uncharacterized. The coding region runs from base 32 to 817 and encodes 261 amino acids. The record is from RefSeq and is a predicted model, not a curated record. The transcript is spliced from 4 exons. NCBI's taxonomy places the organism in Eukaryota, Metazoa, Chordata, Actinopteri, Perciformes, Gasterosteidae.
GCAGUGGAAGGAGAAGUACCUCGUGCUGACCAUGGAGGGAAGCCUGCUCGUGUGCCGCGAUGCAGAGUCCCCCCCCGAACAGGUGGUCGCUCUGCAGACCCUCUGCGAGUCCAUCGCAGAGGGUCGGGAAAUCCUGGACCUGCCCAGGUUGCCGGCAGGGGGCCGGAGGGACUGCUGCUUCGCCCUCAUCCUGCCGCAGAACAAGUUCCUGCUGCUUCUCACUGAAAACCCAGAUGACUGCAAUCUUUGGCUGAACUUGAUAAGGAAAGUGAGAGAGGGUGUCAUGUCACCCCUGACCCUGCAGAGACAGUGCAGCAUCACCCCCUGCAUCACCGACAGGGACCCGCUGCCCGACCCCCCCAGCAACAAAGACCCCGGGUCGCCCCGGGUCGGCGAGGGAAUCCCCCCUCUGUCUCGAGUCACAGAGCGAGGAGGCUCCUUCAGAGACGGAGGCCAGAGCCAAGGAGGCCCCCGGCAGCCCCUGCGCAGUGUCUCCGGGGCCCCUCCUCACCGUGUGUCCGACUGCCUUCGCCACGGCAACAGCAGCGACGCCCGGGCGGUGAGGGCGGUGUGCCUGCUGAUGGGAGGGGCGGCGGCGGCCUCCUCCGCUCUGUGCUACCUCAACUCCUCCCCGUCCUCCCCCCUGGCCAGCAGGGCCCCAGAUAUCGGCCAUGGCGUGGGGGGCUUCUCUGAGCUGCCGGCGGGGGGCUCCUUCAACGCCUGCAGCCAGGACGUCGACUCCCCCCACUUCAACAGCUUUGACUUCGAGGGCGACUCCGACUUUGAUGCUUUCGACUGUGGAGGAUUUGCUUUUUAGUUUUGACUAAUGACAGGUACAGAGGGAGACCCUUUCUUCUCAUCCUUUUUAUAAUACAAGGGCAUCAAUUAACCACUUGUUUGUUAUCGACGCGCCACACUAUUAUUAAUUAAUGAAGGUGUUCUUCCAGGCAUUUUAUACAUUUUCCUCAGGUAAAUCAUUCGUGACCUUGACUCUUGAACACUGUCUGUGUUGUAUCAGUCUUCCCAUGCCACAGGACGGCUCGAGGUUGACUGAGGGAGCAGAGCAAUGGUUCCUGAGAGCCAAGCAGAUGUUAUUGAGGAUAUUUCAGUGUAUAGGACAGCUGUGUUUCUCCACUCAUUGUCUCUCACCGCUGUAUACAUUUUAAUUUUUUAUUUGACCUCUGUGAAUAUUCUCAUCUUAUCAUUCUCUCCAUUUUAUUCGCUUUCACUUGACUUUUAGCAAUUACCCCCACUACCCAGCAUCUGCGUAUAACCUUACAUGAAAUGCGUUCCAAAGGUGAGCAAUAAAGCCUGCUGUCACAAUGACUGUGCUUUUUUUCCC